UACAGUGGUUUUGAGAGCAAAAGAUCCAUGGCUUUGACGUUGAGAAGAUGGAGGCUUCUGUUGGUGCUCAACGUGCUCGCGGUGGCCGGAAUCAUGACGCUGUGGAGCCGCUGCACGCGCACAGCUCCGGCACUCCGGGCCGUCGCUCCUCCGGGGGUUCCGGUCGUUGCAGCGGACGCCGACGCCGAGCGCGGCAGGCCAAACCGGGCCAACGGAACCGCCGCUGUUAGCCACCAAGUGUUGCUCAACAGGCUCAGCUCGCUGGAGGACGUCGUUUACCGGCAAUUGAACGGAUUGUCCAAAUCUCUGGGCCUUGUGGAGGGCUUCGGGGGCCGGGGGGCUGGCGGCCUUCCUGCCACGUUGUCCCCGGGUGAGGAGAGUGAUGCCAAAUACCUGAGGGAGAAAUAUGGCUACAAUGCUUACCUUAGCGACACCAUCUCUCUGGACCGGAACAUCCCUGACCAUAGACCCAGCGGGUGCCGAGAUGUCGUCCACCCCCGGGAUCUUCCCCAGAUGGCGCUGGUCUUCAUCUUCGUCAAUGAGGCCCUGUCUGUCAUCCUACGCUCGGUUCACUCUGCCGUCAAUCACACGCCAGCUCACCUACUCAAGGAAAUCAUCCUGGUGGACGAUCACAGCGAUGACGAGCAGCUGAAAGGACCGCUGGAGAACUACUUGAAGAAGCGCUACCCCGGACUCGUCAAGAUUGUCCGAAACCAGAAGCGAGAAGGUCUGAUACGGGCCCGGAUCGAGGGCUGGAAGGCUGCCACCGCCGAGGUGACGGGAUUUUUUGACGCCCACGUGGAGUUUACGCCCUUCUGGGCCGAGCCAGUCCUGACCCGAAUCAAGGAGGACCGCCGCCGGAUCAUCCUUCCGUCCAUCGACAACAUCAAGCACGACACCUUUGAGGUGGAGCGUUACGAGAACUCAGGCCAUGGAUACAAUUGGGAGCUGUGGUGCAUGUACAUAAGCCCGCCCAAGCGCUGGUGGGACGAAGGUGAUGUGACGGCGCCCAUCAGGAGUCCCGCCAUGAUCGGAUGUUCCUUCGUUGCCGAUCGGGUCUUUUUUGGCGAGUUGGGCCUUCUGGACCCUGGCAUGGACGUCUACGGGGGCGAGAACAUCGAACUUGGCAUAAGGGUGUGGACGUGCGGUGGCAGCAUGGAGGUGUUGCCGUGCUCCCGCGUGGCUCACAUCGCCCGCGUGAAGAAGCCCUACCACAGCAACAUCGCCUUCCACAUGCGCCGCAACGCCCUGCGGGUGGCCGAGGUUUGGAUGGACCGCUUCAAGUCCAACGUCUACCUUGCCUGGAACAUCCCCAUGGAGAAUCACGGCAUUGACUUUGGAGACGUCUCGGAGAGGACGGAGCUCAGGAAAAGUUUGCAGUGUAAAAACUUCCAGUGGUACCUGGACAACGUUUACCCCGAGAUGAGGACGUAUGACAAUACGCUCUACUACGGCGAGAUUCGCAACUCCAAAGUGAGCCACCUUUGUUUAGACCAGGGUAUGAAGGAAAACCACACGGUCACCUUGCACCCCUGCCAUGGAUGGGGUCCUCAGUUGGGACGUUACACCAAAGAAGGCCAUCUGUUCCUGGGGCCUCUGGGCAGCACCGGAGCGGACACUCGCUGCGUGGCGGAUGAUCCUGACUCGGCGUUACCGCAACUCCUGGACUGUGACGCAGACAAUGACCAACUAGCCGUCAAGUGGAUUUUCACUCAGGGCGAUUCCCUGGUCAACUCAGCGACGGGUCGCUGUCUGGAGGUGGUGCCGGCCAACGUGUACUUCGGCCACCAGGUGGUAAUGCAGACAUGCUCCGGUCAGCGGUGGACCAUUAAAAACACGGUAACCCUGGCGUAA
Molecule: messenger RNA, 1854 nt
Organism: Nerophis lumbriciformis (worm pipefish)
Lineage: Eukaryota; Metazoa; Chordata; Actinopteri; Syngnathiformes; Syngnathidae
Source: RefSeq, a predicted model, not a curated record